Messenger RNA from Punica granatum (pomegranate), 711 nucleotides. Lineage: Eukaryota; Viridiplantae; Streptophyta; Magnoliopsida; Myrtales; Lythraceae. The record is from RefSeq and is a predicted model, not a curated record.
GUCGUCUCCAUAUAAAUGGGGCGCAACUGCCGGACCCUAUGAGCUUAGACAGCUUCCCGCCGACAAGUGAGAGCCGAGACGAAGAGAGGCAGUGAAGAUGCAGAUCUUCGUGAAAACCCUAACCGGGAAGACCAUAACCCUCGAGGUCGAGUCGAGCGAUACUAUUGACAAUGUCAAGGCGAAGAUUCAGGACAAGGAAGGCAUUCCGCCGGACCAGCAGAGGCUGAUCUUCGCCGGGAAGCAGCUGGAGGAUGGCCGUACUCUCGCUGACUACAACAUUCAGAAAGAGUCGACCCUGCACUUGGUCCUCAGGCUCCGUGGUGGCAUUAUCGAGCCCUCAUUGAUGGCUCUGGCCAGAAAAUACAACCAGGACAAGAUGAUCUGCCGCAAGUGCUAUGCUCGCUUGCACCCUCGUGCUGUGAACUGCAGGAAGAAGAAAUGUGGACACAGCAAUCAGCUGAGGCCAAAGAAGAAGAUCAAGUAAGCUGCUUAUGUUGAAGAGCUGGUGCAUCUGGUUAUAUUGUUUGACUGUUUCGUGCACGGAGAACUCAACUAGAAAUCUACUAGGAAUACCAACUCUCAGAGCUUCUACUGAUUUGUGGGUUCUUCCUUUUGGUUGUUUAUGAGACUGAGCACUUUGGAAGUUCAAAAUUUUCUACUAGUUCCGACAUUUUUUUGCAAUAUGAUCAACUCUUAUCUCUUCUGUUUGUA